This is a messenger RNA of Orbicella faveolata, 2020 nucleotides long. RefSeq lists its product as uncharacterized. The record is from RefSeq and is a predicted model, not a curated record. Lineage: Eukaryota; Metazoa; Cnidaria; Anthozoa; Scleractinia; Merulinidae.
UAGGCGACAAAGGUACACAGAAGGAUGCGACAAGGCGACAAGACUACCCCCCUUGGAAGGCCUCAGAAUUAGACGCCACUGUGCUAAAAACUAUCAAUCUUAUGCGUUUGGAAAAAAUAAUUCACAAGCUUUAUUUACAGGCGUUGAAAUGAAGAAGACUGACUGAGUUGCUAGUAAUCGGAUACCCGACUGACUAUCUUAUGCGUUUGGAAAAAAUAAUUCACAAGCUUUAUUUACAGGCGUUGAAAUGAAGGAGACUGACUGAGUUGCCAGUAAUCGGAUACCCGACUUUCUAGUGACGGGAACAUUCCGAAGCGAAAACAACACAGCCGUACAAACACGGGGGUAUGCUGGGAGACGUACGUAGCAUAUUGCGACACCCGGAAAGAGGAUUUGCGUUUUCUGGAUUGUUACGUCGAGUGUCGAGGAAAAGAACUUAGAGAGGCCUUUGGAAAUAAUGUCCACCACUGGUUUUCGUUGCCUCCGUUUUCGUCGCUACCUAUCGGUUUAUCUACUGGUGGUUUUCUCGCUCGUAUCAUGUGCGAGCGGUUACAUGGACUGCUCAUCUAAGAUCGACUGUGGUUAUGAUCACAGUUGUUGUGGUGGCCAAUGCUUGUAUGGCACAAACUGCGUGGGAUAUUCCUGCUCUGACGACAGCGAUUGUCGAUCUUGGGAAAUAUGUUGCGAUGGAAUUUGUUCGAACGAUUGUUCCACCACCGAUUAUGGUGCCAUUGUCGGAAUACUCAUAGGCUCUUUCAUUUUCUUGUGUUUGCUCUCACUUUGCUGUUACUACGUUUGUUAUCGUCCAAGACAACGUUAUCGCGGAAGGGUGAUAGUGGAGAGAAGAGUCACGGCAACUACUAUCGCCACAAGAUGUGCAACACAAAGUAACACACCCUAUCAGUACCAGGGACAGGUUCCACCACCCUACCAACAAAGCUACCCAUACAACCCCCCACCACAAUAUGUACAGUAUCCCCCAUACAAUGCUGGAUCAGCAAAGUCAAGUGGACCACCUCCCCCUUACAGUACUGCAUCAGAGGGAAGACCAGGGGGAGUGUAUACACCUCAAAGUAACUAUGGUGCUGUACCAACUCCAUCUGCACCACAUUUUGAACAAUAGUAGUCCUUCCAAAUGUGAAAUGUUUAACAUUUAUGUUUGAUAAAAUUUGAACAAUGACAAACAUGUGAUCAAACAUUGUAAAACAGUUUGUUCAUUUGGACGGUGGUCAAUUCAAACUUGCUUAAUAUUUGGCCACUCAGUACAUUAUCAAGACUUUUGGUCACUAAACAAAGUUUGAUCAUGUUAAUGGUUGACAAACAAAUUUCCCGUUUGGACAAGGCUUUUAGUGUUUGAUUUAUGUGCCAUUGGCACGAGUGGACUGACCUGCCAUAAACUGAUCUACCCUGAAGGAUCAGUAGUGUAUAUUUACUCACAGGUAGUCAAGGGUUUUAAAUGUAAAACAGGUAUUUGAAAUUUUUAAUGUGUGGUACUGGAUUUGGUGUGAGUCCUAUUUGAUUAGUUCAUGCCAGUGGGAUACUUUGAAGUUUUAGUUUACUUGAGUGGGUUUCCAGGGAGUUGGCUGACUGCCCUAUUUUCUCUAUCGUUUCUCUAUUUCUGACCUGUUUUUCUCUAAAUAUGCCACUAUUUUAUGCAAAAUUGUUUAAAAUAAAUAUUCAGAAUGAAUCUUCUGCUGUCCCCCAGAAAAAAUCUUUAUUGAUUUUGAAAUACAUUUAAGAGUUGUCUAUUUUGAAUAGUGUCUACAUUUUAAGGGUUCUUAGGCAGUUGAACAUUUGUAAGCCUUUAACUUAUUAGAAAAAAAAGGUUUGAACAAAUUGUGUCAUUCUUUACCUGAUCCAUGAUCAAGGAAGCUCCAAGCACUCAUGAUCCAUAAUUGUAAUCAGCGUAAGUAUUUUCAUGAACCAAUUGUAACUUUUAACGGCAAAAUUGUUUUGUAAAUUAGGUAUAAAGAUUUUCUCAGGGAACCUAAUAAAUCUUAUUGUAUUGUGUUGCAUUGCA